AUGUUAUCGUCUAUUCCCACUAGAUUGUUUGCACGAAGGUCGCGAAGCCUGUCACCGUGCAGGCGCGUCCUCCAGACUAGUUCGACCGCCUCUGCGUGUCAGCCCAUAAUCAGAGAGCCGCCGGUGGAUAACAACCGCAACCCGAUCGUGUCCACCUCCCGGGUGUCAAGACGGGGGAUUUUGGCUGAUGACACCGCUGCUAACAGCGUCAACCAGUCGGUGCAGUAUCACCACCUCGCCCCUAGAUGGCUGUCAAGCCUGGAGAAUCGUCGAAGCUCUUGGGCCGCGCUGGCCAGCAGAGGGCGCAACAACAACAUGUACUGGGAGGACGCUGAUCAGCGAGCCGGAGGCGAGGAUGGGGGUUCGAGUGGAGGCGCCAGCCCGCUGAAACUGGCCUCCGCUGGUCUACUGUCUGCUGCUGCUGUGGCCUUCUGCUUGAAGAAAGACUCUGAUGACAAAGGUGAUGCACUUUUGGAGGCAGCAAGAACCAAUAACCCCCAAGAUGUGGCCAGACUGUUGCAGGAAGGGGUGGACCCAAAUCACCGACACCGUCUUGGUUGGACCCCACUUAUGGUGGCUGCCAUUAACCGUCACCACAGUGUGGUGAAGGUUCUGCUCGAAGCUGGUGCUGACCCAAAUGCUGGAGAUGACUUCAACAACGUUUAUGACACUUCAAGGGAGAGAGGCAUCCACUCACUGGAAGUGCUGGUGUCCAGAGAGGACGAGUUCAGCAGCCGGCUCAGCAGCAGGGCUGGUUUCCGUGGCUGCUCAGCACUUCACUACGCUACACUCGCUGAUGACCUGGGCAUAGUCAGCAUGCUUCUCCAAUUUGGUGCCAAUCCUCUGCAGGCCAACGGUUUGGGACACACUGCACGAGCCUAUGGCAAAGAUGGAGAAGUCAGCACACUACUGCAGGAGUGGGAGGGCAAGUUCAAGGAGGCGCAGGCUCGACGGGAGGCGGAGGAGAGAAGGAGGUUCCCCCUGGAGAGGAGGCUGAAGGAGCACAUCAUCGGGCAGGAGGGGGCCAUCAAUACCGUGGCUUCAGCCAUCCGAAGGAAGGAGAAUGGUUGGUACGAUGAAGAGCACCCGCUCGUGUUCCUCUUCCUGGGUUCAUCGGGAAUCGGAAAGACAGAGUUGGCUAAACAAGUGGCUCGUUACAUGCACAAAGAUAUCAAAAAGGGCUUCAUCCGGAUGGAUAUGUCCGAAUUCCAAGAAAAACACGAGGUUGCCAAGUUCAUCGGCUCACCACCAGGAUACGUCGGACACGAGGAAGGAGGUCAGCUGACCAAGCUGUUGAAGGCGUGCCCCAACGCCGUGGUCCUGUUUGACGAAGUGGAUAAGGCUCACCCCGACGUCCUCACCAUCAUGCUUCAGCUCUUUGAUGAGGGGCGUCUUACGGACGGCAAGGGUAAGACCAUAGAGUGUAAAGACGCAAUCUUCAUCAUGACGUCCAACGUUGCGAGUGACGAAAUUGCCCAGCAUGGGAUACAGCUGCGGCAGGAAGCGGAGGAGGUCACCCGCAGGAAGUUGGCAGCUAAUCUUGAGGAUGCACAGAAAGGUGAUGACAUCACAAUUUCCAGACAGUUUAAGGAGUCCGUCAUUCGACCAAUCCUUAAGGCACAUUUCCGGAGGGACGAGUUUCUAGGUCGGAUCAAUGAAAUUGUCUACUUCCUGCCAUUUUGUCACUCUGAACUGCUCCAGCUGGUCAGCAAGGAGCUCCACUUCUGGGCUAAGAAGGCCAAGCAACGCCAUGACAUCACCCUUCAGUGGGAUCGGCCCGUCCUGGACCUGUUGGCGGACGGUUACAACCUACAUUACGGAGCACGCUCCAUUAAGCAUGAGGUGGAGCGGCGUGUGGUGAACCAACUGGCGGCGGCCUACGAGCAGGAGCUGCUGCCUAAAGGCUGCACCCUGCGACUUUCCGUCCAGUCCGACGGCCACGAGGAGCGCGGCGCCUCCGGCUUGCGCCUGGAGGUGGUCGGGGAGGACAGCUCGGCAAGGACGCUGGACAUUCGCCCUCCGCUCAGUCCUGAACACUAAAAUGGUUGGGAAGGUCUUGUCACAUAGCUCACGUCACUGCCUGGCGUUUCACAACACAUGUACAGUCGUACCUUGACGCACGAGUGCCACAAUGUAGGGUUGUUUUUUUUUUUUUUCCUUUUGUCACAAGCAAAAAUUUGAAUUACAAGUGAGCACUGAAUAGGCCACACCCCCUCUGACUAAUCCAUCCUAUCUUGAAUCGAAAUUCUACUGAAUCACACUGAAUCAAUUGUUCCAUUUAAAUAUAAACUGGUUUGCAUGUGUGAUGAGAUCUUUUGUCACAGUCACUCUUGAACAUUUUGCCAUUUAUUGAUCAGGAUGUUCAAAGACACUCACUUGGCCGCAACCCUUGAAGGCGCAAGAGUAGUAAUUAAUUACACGAUGUUUUUUUUGUUUUGUUUUGUUUUUUAUAUUUUAGGUUCUUUAACAAUGUGGUGCUAUUUUUUUUACUUAAAAAAAAUGUGUGUUUAGGGGUUGGAACUGAUCAAUGGCAUUUCAAAUAGGGAAAAUCGGAUUAGCUUUGUGACGAAAUGACUUGAGGUGAAGUCAAGGUACCGCUGUACAAGCAAAUAGAGGAGGAAACUCAUCAUUUAGAGCAGAGUUGUGUAGUAGCGCUUCAUUCAUGUCGUUAAUGUGAAAUCUCAGAUGCCACGUUCACAGCUCUUACGCCGCAGCCAUGAUUAAAAUGUUUAUAAGAUUCAAGAAGACGAUUCUAUUUAUCACAAAUGUGUGCUUAGUUGCAGGCAAAGCCGAGGUUGUAGAAGCUGUGAGGAAAAAUAACUGGAUGAUGACUAUUAUCUCAUUGGAUGAUGAUACCAGGAUUGUUUUUGAAAAAACAGGAAGGUUUAGCUGCCUGUUGUUCACUUCCAUGAACAUCCAAUUGAAUGAAAUCUAGUUAAUUUAUUGCUGUGUAGCGUGAAUUGCUCCCGAUUAUGCAUGCUAAUUGUGAGGACUUAUGUCCACAUUAGAGUAGAAUAUUCCCACAAAUUGAUGGAUCAUGAAUGUUUGAUCAAGUGAGAUGCAAUGGAGCUACAUUUGUCACAUUCAUGUGCACCAGCCGCCACGCUGGAAAUAAAAGUCAGCACAACAAAAAGGAAA
This is a messenger RNA of Syngnathus typhle (broad-nosed pipefish), 3138 nucleotides long. It is a transcript of the gene clpb, whose product is annotated as ClpB family mitochondrial disaggregase. Lineage: Eukaryota; Metazoa; Chordata; Actinopteri; Syngnathiformes; Syngnathidae. Gene Ontology annotation, molecular function: ATP binding; ATP hydrolysis activity; protein binding. Bases 1 to 2040 code for a protein of 679 amino acids. The transcript is spliced from 16 exons. The record is from RefSeq and is a predicted model, not a curated record. Gene Ontology annotation, biological process: cellular response to heat. Gene Ontology annotation, cellular component: mitochondrion; cytoplasm.